AUGCAUCUAUUGUGGCCUGAAGAAAUGCGUCACGACGACGUCCUACUGUUUUUAAGUGAUGCGGCGCCUUAUAUGGUGAAAUCCGGGAAGUCAAUUCAAAUAUUUUACCCUAAAGUUAUUCGCGUUACUUGUAUUGUGCACGGGCUUCAUCUUAUUGCUGAAAAAAUUCGUGCAAAUUAUUGCAAAGUCGAAAAUGUCAAUAAAGUAUUUUUGAAGGCGCCUUAUCGUGUUGCAAUAUUUAAAGACAAAGCGCCCAAUAUUCUACUACCGCCAGCACCUAUUUUAACAAGAUGGGGGACGUGGAUAAGAGCCGCUGUUUAUUACUGUGAACACCUUGAAAUUAUUAAAUCUAUUGUCAACUCUUUGAAUAAGGAAGACGCUAUUUCUAUUGCAAAAUCACAAAAGUAUUUUCGCAAGCAAGCCUUGCGGCAAAUUUAG
Molecule: messenger RNA, 438 nt
Organism: Cinara cedri
Lineage: Eukaryota; Metazoa; Arthropoda; Insecta; Hemiptera; Aphididae
Source: the annotation of a GenBank genome assembly